AUGGGUUUGAGUAGUGAACAUGUUUCUGCAGAUCAUCGUGAUGAUAUAAUUCAAGGGUUUGAUUGGGGCGGACAAAGGUCAUCAUCAGGUGCGCCGCCGCCGGAGCUUUCAAAACCACCGCCCAUAAGGCGGCCGCAACAAUCAUCAGAGCCGCCGCUGAAGUGCCCGAGGUGUGCUUCCACAAAUACAAAAUUCUGCUACUACAACAACUAUAAUAAAUCUCAGCCUCGCCAUUUCUGCAAAUCUUGCAAGAGGCAUUGGACCAAAGGCGGCACCCUCCGCACUGUUCCUCUCGGCGGUGGCCGGAAAAACAAGCGCCCCAAGAUUUCUAACCCAUCCACCACCACCGCCGCAGUUCAUCAAGAAGAUGAUAAACCCAAUAAUUUUCCGUCUACAAUUCUUUACCAGUCCUUGAUUAAUAAUGCCACUUCGUCACCACCAUUAUUGCACCAAACAAGAGAUUCAUGUACCAAUAUUAUAAUCGGAAUCAACGGCGGCGCAGAUUCGACAACGAUAUCGACAGGUUUGAAUAUUAAUAAUAAUCCAAACGCAGAGUUUCACGAGUUCACAAGUUUCGACAUGAUGAGUAAUGCUUCUGUGGGUCCCACUUCUUAUAACGAUUCGUUAAAUGUGUUCGAUCAUAACUACCCGGCAGGGAAUCUUGAAUAUUCCAUGGAGGAAUCAACCAUCACCACUGUCAAUUACAUUCCGACCUCGUCCGGCAGCGGGCCCUCGUUGUGGCCCGGCCCGAACACGACAAGUUCGUUGGAAAUGCCGAGCUAUUGGAACUGGAACGAGAUUGAUGACGUGUUAACUUCAUCCGAUCAUCUCGACAUAUCAUGGCCGGAUGAUGAUUACGACAAAGCAGAGAUUAAACCUUAA
Messenger RNA from Erythranthe guttata (spotted monkey flower), 882 nucleotides. RefSeq lists its product as uncharacterized. Gene Ontology annotation, biological process: regulation of DNA-templated transcription. The record is from RefSeq and is a predicted model, not a curated record. NCBI's taxonomy places the organism in Eukaryota, Viridiplantae, Streptophyta, Magnoliopsida, Lamiales, Phrymaceae. Gene Ontology annotation, molecular function: DNA binding; DNA-binding transcription factor activity.